AACCUAAUUUGCGUGUUCUCGCGAUAUUUUCGCACUGACCGGACUGACUGGACCUAAACAGGAACCGAGACAUGGCAUCAGUGUUCGGCGGAGUAGAAGGUGGAGGGAGCCACUCCAAGGCCAUUUUAGUGUCAGGAGAUGGGAAGGUCCUGGCAGAGACAGAGGGACCAUCCUCCAACCACUGGUUGGUGGGGGUGGAUAAAUGCAUUGAAACCAUCAAUGACAUGGUCCAGAGAGCCAAGGUGGAGGCAGGACUGGAUCCAAACACACCACUAUACUCACUGGGUAUGUCUCUGAGUGGAGGGGAGCAAAAGGAUGCCAUUGACAGACUUAUCGCUCUCAUGAAGGAACGCUUCCCCAGUCUCAGCCAGCACUACUUCAUCACUACUGACGCCAUUGGCGCCGUGGCAACCGCCAGCGAUCAUGGAGGUGUAGUAGUGAUAUCAGGGACCGGCUCUAACUGCAAGUUAGUCAAUCCUGAUGGCUCACACAUCGGCUGUGGAGGCUGGGGUCACAUGAUGGGUGAUGAAGGAUCGGGGUUCUGGAUUGCUCAUUUGGCGGUGAAGACGGUGUUUGAUGCCAAAGACAACCUGGUCACUCCCCCUCAUGACAUCACCCAUGUCAGAAAAGCCAUGGAGGAAUACUUCCAGGUGUCAGAUCUGAUGGGCAUGCUGCCGCACCUCUACAGAAACUUCCGGAAGUCACACUUUGCCGGUUUCUGCAAGAAACUAGCUGAAGGCGCGGAGGCCGGGGACGCUCUGUGUCGGUAUGUGUUCACUCAGGCAGGGAGAGCCCUGGCAAAACACAUCGAAGCAGUGUUACCCGCAGCACAAGAGCCUCUGCUGAGUGGCGACCUCGGCCUGCCCAUCCUGUGUGAGGGUUUAGUGUGGAGGAGCUGGGAUUUUUUGAAGCCAGGGUUCACUGAGGUCCUAGAUAAAUUGGCAUCAUCUGACAAGUUCAAGGGCCGUUUCCGUGGCUACAACCUCCUGAUCUUGCGGCAGUCUUCGGCCCUCGGCGGCGCCAGUCUUGGGGCUCAGAGUGUAGGCACCAAGAUAACUAUGGACUACGCAGCCAACACCAAUGUCUUCUACCAGCACACUUUCAACAGCAGCAGCCAAUGAGAAUACCGUGUACUGGCCAGUAUGUAAUUACUAUUAUCAUUGCUAAUAAUGCUUAUCAUAAUGAUAAUGAUAAUGAUUGAUUGAGUGGUCGAAAAUAUUCCAGAUUGUGGUGGUUUAACAGCUGUUAUUCUGAAAAUGGAACUAUUACUUUCAUUUGACUGUCAUUCCAAAUCUUUGCACCUUUGUAACACUUGUUUACAUUUGACAUUUCUAAUAAAAAUACUGCUAAUUUGCCAGAAAACUAA
Molecule: messenger RNA, 1366 nt
Organism: Seriola dumerili (greater amberjack)
Lineage: Eukaryota; Metazoa; Chordata; Actinopteri; Carangiformes; Carangidae
Gene: nagk
Product: N-acetylglucosamine kinase
Exons: 10
Coding region: 72-1121 (349 amino acids)
Molecular function (GO): N-acetylglucosamine kinase activity
Source: RefSeq, a predicted model, not a curated record